Diachasmimorpha longicaudata is the source of this 4748-nucleotide messenger RNA. RefSeq names its product cGMP-dependent protein kinase, isozyme 2 forms cD4/T1/T3A/T3B (gene for). The transcript has 8 exons. The record is from RefSeq and is a predicted model, not a curated record. The coding region runs from base 1454 to 3490 and encodes 678 amino acids. Gene Ontology annotation, biological process: protein phosphorylation. NCBI's taxonomy places the organism in Eukaryota, Metazoa, Arthropoda, Insecta, Hymenoptera, Braconidae. Gene Ontology annotation, molecular function: cGMP-dependent protein kinase activity; ATP binding.
UUUCCACCCAGAGCUGACAGUGUUCGGGAGCCCCCAGUACACUUUUUCCUCAUCUUCUUUUUCUCCCACCCCUCGCUCUUUUCUUUUCCAUCUGUCUUUUUUCAUUUCAAUACAUUCAUUUGUGUUGUACGGUCCCAAUGCGUUCAGGCCAUUCACCGGGUCAACUUUUUCACUCCUGGACGCAUGUCCUGGACGGGUUUACUCGUGAGUCACCAGCAGGAAGUUAUGGCUAGAGCAUUGGACGUUUGACAGAUACGUUGGAUGCAGAGUGAAGUUACAGUUGUCGAGUGUCAGGACAGAGGUGAAGGAAUCAAUUGUCCAUGCAUUCUGAGGAACAAUUCUAUAACCUGGAGGAAGUUUCAAUCCAAGUGCCCGAUUAAGUUACAGUGGAGUGGAAGUAUUGCUGAGGUUGGAGACAACAGGUCGCAGUACCUUCAGAUGGUUAAUUCAUAACUUUCCAGGAAGGACAGGAGCAAUCACUCAAUUAAUGUCUCAAUGAAAUGAAGAAAUAAGGUCCGAUGUUCAUGUCUUCAUCCACUGCUGCCUAUGUCGUACAUAUGUGUUAAGUCAGUGGGAAUUUGGAGUGUGAAGUCAUCACAAAGAAGUCUUAAUUCAUUCUUCAAGGAUUUAUUCGUCAGUUGUCUCUCAAGUCUGGGAAAGUAUAUCAAGGUGAAGUAGUAGGUGCUGAUGUGAAGUUGAAGUUCAUGUGUGCAGUCUUUGAUUGAAACCAAACAACUUCUUAAACUGAUCUAGCUUUUGGAACUUCAUGGAAUUCUGGUGAGUGGAAGAAUACAGGCCGAUGAAGAAGUAACUGAAUAAAUCACUCUGUCAUCAUUGGUUAUGAUGCACAUUUAAUGGUGAAGUUGCAAAAGUUGUUGAAUCAGAGAUAGAACUUAAUCCCAUAAAUUCCCAACUCACUAGAGAAAACAGAGGGGGGGGGGAGAUACCCUCGUGCCUGGGGACUGAGAACUGUUUUACAUAUUCAACAAUAGAGUUAUCAGAUGUUAUCACUCGCUUACAGGAAUAAGUCUAUAAAUUUAUUCUGAAGUGAUGAUACAUUAAUUUGAUGGAAAAUGCAAUCACUAAUUACUGUUUGAAUUAAAUUAUGCUGAGAAUUGAGAGAAAGUUGGAAGCAUGGGGAUUCGCUGCAGACCCUUCACUUGAAGUUUUAUACUUCUAAUGUCAUGACAUCGAUACCGAAAAUUUUAUACAGCAGUGGAGCUUGAUGGUAUCAGUCUGCCAAACUCCAUUUUCAACCCAACGUGUGAUUAAAAAUCAAAAUUCUGUGAUAAUUCUUCCAAAGGAGUGGACUUCCCACGACAAAGUAGAGGAUCAUUACAACUGAAGUUCAAUUGACUUCAUAGUGAUAAUAGUGCAGUCUAAAUUGAGUUGAAUCUGGCGAAAUCGUCGCUUUAAGAGCGUCAUAAACCUUGACGAAAAUAGUCGUUGCAUCAUGAAAGUGAGAAGUUACCCUGGAAGGGCGGUUUUGGAGGAUUCUGAGCUAAUCCUGGACCCAGACGUCACCAGAGGACGGGCCAUGGAAUUGCUGUAUGAAGCCAGCUGGCGAGAGUGCGGCAUGAAUUGGACAUCAGAAUCGAGACAUAAGUUGAGCCGAUCCAAGGAUGACCCUGAUGAUGAUUAUCGGAGACCUUACGGCGACGUCAUCUCCCAGUUGGAAAAUGUUCUCGAUAGAUCGUCCAGUCCUCGUGAUAACAGGUCACAGAGGUCUAGUAGUGAAGCUACUACAGAUAGCGAUUGCUCGGAUUUGGGACAGAGUGAUUAUCACAAUGUGAAGCAUCAGAAUGGGGGAUUUGCCAUUCCUAGACCCAGACUGAUUGUUCCUGUGCAUACUUAUGCCAGGAGAAGACGCACCGGGGCGACGACAGUCAAGAGACGACAGAAUCGAGAAGAGGGAAAAGUUGAGGUCUCGAGAGAUGGAAAAUACUUGAGUACCCUGGCACCUGGUAAGGUCCUGGGUGAAUUGGCAAUACUUUAUAAUUGCAAGAGAACAGCGACAAUUACUGCUGCCACUGAUUGUCGAUUAUGGGGAAUCGACAGAUCGAGUUUCCAGACGAUUAUGAUGAGAACUGGACUGUCCAAACAGGCUGAAUACACCGAUUUCCUCAAAAGUGUCCCGAUAUUCAAAAAUCUGCCUGAAGAGACGUUGAUCAAGAUCUCCGACGUUCUAGAAGAGACAUUCUACAACAAUGGUGAUUAUAUAAUUCGUCAAGGAGCUAGAGGAGACACUUUCUUCAUAAUUAGCCGGGGUCGGGUGCGUGUUACCAUGAAACAGCCGGAUAAUACUGAGGAGAAGUACAUCAGGACAUUGAGCAAAGGUGACUUCUUCGGGGAAAAGGCACUCCAAGGGGACGACCUGAGGACCGCUAAUAUUGUGGCUGACGAUCCAGAGGGCGUCAAUUGUCUCGUAAUUGAUAGAGAGACAUUCAACCAACUAAUAUCCUCCCUUGAUGAAAUCAGAACGAGGUACAAGGACGAACUAGUCGAGCGCAGAAGACUCAACGAAGAAUUCCGAGAACUUCGACUGCAGGAUCUACGUCCCCUGGCAACCCUAGGGGUCGGUGGUUUCGGUCGUGUUGAACUCGUUCAGAUUGCCGGCGACAACAGUCGAUCAUUUGCCCUGAAGCAAAUGAAAAAGGCGCAAAUUGUUGAGACUCGUCAGCAGCAGCACAUAAUGUCAGAGAAGAGAAUAAUGGGUGAGGCUGACUGUGACUUCGUGGUGAAACUCUUCAAGACUUUCAAAGAUAGAAAGUACUUGUACAUGCUGAUGGAGGCAUGCCUGGGAGGUGAAUUAUGGACAGUGCUCAGGGACAAGGGUCACUUCGACGAUUCCACAACUAGAUUCUAUACGGCCUGUGUAGUUGAGGCAUUCGAUUAUCUGCAUUCGAGAAACAUCAUCUACAGGGAUCUCAAACCUGAGAAUUUAUUACUAGAUAGCCAAGGAUAUGUCAAAUUAGUGGACUUUGGUUUCGCCAAACGUCUGGAUAACGGUAGGAAGACGUGGACAUUCUGCGGAACCCCGGAAUACGUGGCUCCAGAGGUGAUAUUGAACAGAGGACACGAUAUAAGUGCGGAUUACUGGUCUCUUGGAGUUCUGAUGUUCGAGUUACUGACGGGAACGCCCCCCUUCACUGGUGCCGAUCCCAUGAAGACCUACAACAUCAUUUUGAAGGGUAUCGACGCUAUCGAGUUCCCCAGGACCAUCACCAGAAAUGCAAUGGCGUUAAUCAAGAAGCUUUGCAGGGACAAUCCCGCGGAGAGAUUGGGGUAUCAGAAGGGUGGGAUUAGCGAAAUUCAAAAGCACAAAUGGUUUGACGGAUUCAACUGGGAGGGUUUGAGGGCGAGGACUUUGGAGCCUCCAAUAAUGCCGAGAGUUCAAACUCCCACAGAUACUGGCAAUUUCGACGAAUAUCCACCCGAUACUGAACCCCCACCACCAGAUGAUAUUUCAGGCUGGGAUGCUGAUUUCUAAUGACUUAUCGCUAAUCGAAUGAAUUUUUCUAUCGGCUAUAUUCGCUUGUGGCCGAAAGAAAAACUCAAUCAACAGUCAACUCAUUUCAAUAAUUCUUCAACUGAACAAUUUUAAUUGCCAGUCGAUCAUUUUUUUGAGAUAGAAAAAUUAAACAAAUUAGAGACCUGAAAGGGUUUUUUAAAUUGAUCAAUGAAUGAGUGACGAGUCAAUUGUUGUUACCAAAUGAUGAAACUCAUUAAAACACGUGACGAAUUCUAUGUUCGGAGAAUGUGUUCAGUGGCGAAAGAACAUCUCUGAGGGGAUUUUUCAAUAAAUAUUUUAUGUAGAGAAUUUCAUGCUCUACACAAAAGGUUUUACGACAUUUUUUCGUGUGGCCACUAAUUAUCGAGAUAUUUUUACAGUAAGUAGGAGAUUUCUAAAUUGUUUUUUCAUCUGAAAAAUUUUUAUUGACGUUAUCGGGUAAUUAUCUCGGUAUUUAUCGAGGCCAUGAAAAAAUGCUUCAAAUACGUUUCAUAGAGAAUUUCACGCCCUGUAAAAAAGUCCUGAAGCGUUUUUUCCUAAUUUCAGAAGUUUCCAAAAUAUCUACAACAAUAUUAAAUCCAUUUUGGAAAUUUUUUCUUUCACCCAGCUAAUGAAUUUAACAGAAAUAGUUGUCUUCUCCGUUAGAACGGCUUGUGAUAGUGAUUGUUGGGCCAAUGGGGAUGAAUGCCUGAUCAUAAAUUACUGACAAAUUACUGAGAAAAUCGGAAUGAUAAAUCGAAAAUGACAAGAAUUGGGAAAAUUUGUGCUUCCUCCGAGGCUGCCAGUGCCACGUGCCAUGAAUGAUCCUUAGAUGAACCAAUUUUCAUAAAAGGUUUGAUCACAACGAAAUUGAAUUUUAACUGUUAGCUAAAGAAUUUUAACUGUUAGCUGAAGAAUUUGCCGGAAGAAAAAUCAAAUUGAGGGGGAAAAAUUAAUUGAGGCAAUAUUGCCAGAGGUAGGUGAUGAAUGAUCAGGAAAAUAUUUUUGAAGAGUUUUUAACCAAUCCUUGAAAGUGCUGAAUCAUGAUAAAUCAGUGAUUAUGAGUAAAUGUCCAUAAUUUGUUGUUUAUUCGUUUUUAAUAGAGUUUAUUACACGAUUUAUUAUAUCAAAUAUAUUUUUCAUGAUGUUCGAAGUAUAAUUUAGCGUAAGUUGUGUAAAUAAGUCGAUAGGUUAAAUAUGUAUUGAGUAAUGAUUGAUUCAUUGAUGAAUGAAUAAAGUUUUAUUGACGAGAAAAUUA